AUGCAUGCCAGAGAGGCUCUUCCUCGUGAAGACGUGAUCAAAUUUGUGCUAAACUGCCAAAAACCGAAUGGAGGGUUCGGAGCCGCGCCAAAUCACGACGCCCACAUCACUUUCACGCUUUCGGCUGUUCAAAUUCUUCUGAUUGAGGAUGCUCUCGACAAGAUUGAUGCCGACCAGAUUGCAGACUACAUUGUCUCGCUGCACAAUCAGGAGACGGGUGAGGUCUCGGGUGAUGAAUACGGCGAGGUGGAUACUCGGUUCCUGUACAUUGCUCUCAACUGCUUGUCUAUCCUGGGAAAGUUGGAUAGACUGAACGUGGAAGCUAUGGCCAAAUGGAUAGCUGCUUGCCAGAAUCUUGAUGGUGGCUUUGGAAUGGUUCCCGGAGCAGAGAGUCAUGCUGCUCAGGCCUUCACAUGCAUUGGAGCUCUCACUAUAGCCGGAAAGCUGGAUCUGAUAGAUGGGGAUUUGGCCUGUUGGUGGCUCAGUGAACGGCAACUGCCAGAGGGAGGACUCAAUGGUCGACCGGAGAAACUGCCGGACGUGUGUUACUCGUGGUGGGUGCUGUCUUGUCUGGCCAUGAUGAAGAAGCUGCAUUGGAUCAACCGAGACAAACUACGAGAUUUCAUUUUGAAAGCUCAAGACGAAGAUGAUGGAGGUAUUGCUGAUCGAGAGGGUGACGUGGCCGACGUAUUUCACACGAAUUUUGGCCUCUGUGGCUUGUCACUGCUGGGUACAGAUGGUCUGGAUCAAGUGAACCCUGUCUACUGUCUUCCCCAGAAGGUUAUGCAUAGAGUCAAGCAGGAUCCUUGGAACGGUAAGGAUUUGAGCAAGUAA
Molecule: messenger RNA, 834 nt
Organism: Yarrowia lipolytica CLIB122
Lineage: Eukaryota; Fungi; Ascomycota; Dipodascomycetes; Dipodascales
Biological process (GO): protein geranylgeranylation
Cellular component (GO): Rab-protein geranylgeranyltransferase complex
Molecular function (GO): Rab geranylgeranyltransferase activity
Source: RefSeq, a predicted model, not a curated record